Molecule: messenger RNA, 1678 nt
Organism: Camellia sinensis
Lineage: Eukaryota; Viridiplantae; Streptophyta; Magnoliopsida; Ericales; Theaceae
Product: magnesium-chelatase subunit ChlI, chloroplastic
Biological process (GO): chlorophyll biosynthetic process
Cellular component (GO): chloroplast stroma
Molecular function (GO): ATP binding; magnesium chelatase activity; ATP hydrolysis activity
Source: RefSeq, a predicted model, not a curated record
UACCGUCUUAUCCUCACGCCAAACAAACCCAGUACUAGACACCAAUGCCAUGUCAAGUUCUGAACUCCAGCAAAUACACACUCUGUAACUCAACUCUCUCUGCAAACACAGACUUGGACAAUGGCCAGUGUUCUCGGAACUUCUUCUGCAGCACUCUUCGCCUCUCGUCCUUCUUCUUCUCGCUCCUCCAAGUGCCCCAUUCAUUCUCUCUCUCCAACCCCAGGGCAGAGUUAUGGGAGGAAAUUCUAUGGAGGGAUUGCAAUUCCAGUGAAGAAGGAGAGGUCUCAGUUCCGUGUUUCUAUUACUAAUGUUGCCACUGAAAUCAGUCCUGCCCAAGAACAGGCCCGGAAGCUUGCCUCUAAGGAAAAUCAGAGGCCAGUGUAUCCAUUCUCUGCUAUAGUAGGACAAGAUGAGAUGAAACUAUGCCUUCUGCUAAAUGUGAUUGAUCCCAAGAUUGGGGGUGUCAUGAUUAUGGGUGACCGAGGAACUGGAAAAUCUACGGCUGUUAGGUCUUUAGUCGAUUUACUUCCUGAAAUCAAGGUAGUUGCUGGUGAUCCUUUUAACUCUGAUCCAGAAGAUCCGGAAUCUAUGGGCAUGGAAGUCCAAGAAAGAGUUGUGAGAGGCGAAGAAGUUCCUGUCGUGAAUACCAAAAUCAACAUGGUUGAUUUGCCAUUGGGUGCCACGGAAGAUAGAGUUUGUGGAACAAUUGACAUAGAAAAGGCCCUUACGGAGGGUGUCAAGGCAUUUGAGCCCGGCCUUCUUGCUAAAGCUAAUAGAGGAAUUCUAUAUGUUGAUGAAGUCAAUCUUUUAGAUGAUCAUCUAGUGGAUGUUCUUUUGGAUUCAGCUGCCUCAGGAUGGAAUACAGUUGAAAGAGAGGGAAUUUCAAUUUCACAUCCCGCUAGGUUUAUACUAAUAGGCUCGGGAAAUCCUGAAGAAGGAGAGCUAAGGCCACAGUUGCUUGAUCGGUUUGGAAUGCAUGCACAAGUAGGGACCGUGAGGGAUGCUGAGUUAAGAGUAAAGAUUGUGGAGGAGAGAGCUCGGUUUGAUCAAAACCCUAAGGAAUUCAGAGAUUCUUACAAGGAGGAACAAGAGAAACUCCAACAUCAAAUUGCUUCAGCUAGAAACUCUCUUUCAUCAGUUCAAAUUGAUCGUGAACUCCGUGUGAAAAUCUCUAGCGUUUGUGCGGAGCUGAAUGUUGAUGGAUUGAGAGGCGAUAUAGUGACAAAUAGGGCAGCGAAAGCUUUGGCUGCCCUUAAAGGAAGAGAUACAGUAACAACAGAGGAUAUUGCAACCGUCAUUCCCAACUGCUUAAGACACCGUCUUCGGAAGGAUCCCCUGGAAUCCAUUGAUUCUGGUUUGCUUGUUAUUGAGAAAUUUUACGAGGUAUUUACCUGAAGCGGCUAAAUAUAUGGGUUUCUCUGUAAUUUUUUUUAACAACUGCUUUUUGUUAAUUUUUUUUGUUGUCAUAAUUAAGUUUGUUGGAAUUUCUGCUUUCCUUUGUCAUCUGAAACUAUUCCUGAUAUGAAAUAGAUACUGAGUUGCAAUGUUUAUCAUUUAUUAAAUAGAGCUCAGAUACGGAUGAUAUUUGGGAAGGAUGAAAUUCAGUUUAAGGGACUACACAAGCGUAUUUUUGAACUUGAACACCAUAAUGCUAUUGUUAAUUUUACUUUUUUUCUCA